ACUUCCUAACGUGGAGCGGAACCGAAACUUCCGAUAUUCCUGUGAAAAGAAGCAUUGCGCUCCGGCGUCGAUCGCCCUAUAUAUCUAACAAUAGACCUCCGAAAGGAGCUUACGGGGUUUCUUAUUCAGAAAGGCUCGCUACGUAGACUUUUUCGUCCGCGCGUGUGAGAGAUAGCGGGGUUGAGCAAAAAAGGGGCGUAGCCUCCGCUAUGGCAGGCCCUCGCAGGUGGUUGUUGUCAGUCCCUGGCAGCGGGUUAUGGCUACGGUGGUGAUGAAUGAAUUCUCCAGGAGGGAGAGGGAAGAAAAAGGGCUUAAGCGCCUCCAGCUCCCCGACUCGGGCCGCCGGAGCCUCCCCUGCAUCCGCGGCCGGUCCGGCUUCCUCCCCACACCGCCAACAGGCGGCGGUGGCUUCUCCUCACAAGCGGAAUCUCUACUAUUUCUCGUAUCCGCUUUUCGCCGUCUUCGCGCUGCUUCGUUUUCUCGCCUUCCAGCUCGGGCUGCUCUUCGCCUGGCUGUGCGAGCGCCUUUCCCGCGGCGGGGCGUUGAUGGCCGCCGCCAAGGGCACCAGCCGGGCAGGCGAUGCGCCCGAGUCGGUACGAACCUGUCACAAGCGCGCCUUCGAGUGCAUCUCCACGGCUCUGCGCAUCGACGAAGACGAGGCGGCAGGACAAAAGGAACAGGCUGUUGAAUGGUAUAGAAAGGGAAUCGAAGAACUCGAGAAAGGAAUAGCUAUAUUAGUUAUUGGUCAAGGAGACCAUUAUGAUCGAGCUCGUCGCCUCCAGUCUAAAAUGAUGACAAAUUUGGCAAUGGCCAAGGACCGUUUGCAGCUGUUAGAGAAGAUGCAGGCAGUUAAGCAAAUUCCCAAGCUGCAAAUGGAAGUCCGUAGUGACAAUACUAACCUGGUAUACCGCAAUGGACAUCUCCAGUCAGAAAAUGGAACUAUUCCGAAAAAGAAGGAUCCGUUGUCUCACAGUAGUAAUUCACUUCCUCGUUCAAAAUCUGUGGCAAAGGCUGGAUCUGGAGGAUUUUCUGGGCACCAAAGAACACCUAGUUAUACUGGAGUUUCUAAUUUUUCUGCACCUAGAGUUCCUUCAGCUGCUACUCAGAAGGCUACUCCAAAAAAUAAUAGAACCACCAAGCCUUCUACUCCUUCUACUGCUGUUCGAAAAAAGAAAGAUACAAAGAUUUUAAAAAAUGUGGAUAGUAACCUUGCUAAUCUUAUUCUCAAUGAAAUUGUAGACAGUGGGCCAUCUGUCAAUUUUGAUGAUAUUGCUGGGCAGGAGUUGGCUAAACAGGCACUGCAAGAAAUUGUUAUCCUUCCCUCACUUAGACCUGAAUUGUUUACAGGACUUAGGGCUCCUGCACGAGGAUUGUUGUUGUUUGGCCCACCAGGAAAUGGGAAGACAAUGCUGGCCAAAGCCGUGGCUGCAGAAUCAAAUUCAACCUUCUUUAACAUAAGUGCUGCAAGUCUGACAUCAAAAUAUGUUGGUGAAGGAGAGAAGCUAGUUCGUGCACUUUUUGCAGUAGCUAGAGAACUUCAGCCUUCCAUCAUUUUUAUUGAUGAAGUGGAUAGUUUAUUGUGUGAAAGAAGAGAAGGUGAACAUGAUGCUAGCCGACGUUUAAAAACAGAAUUUUUAAUAGAGUUUGAUGGUGUACAGUCUUCAGGAGAAGAUCGCAUUUUAGUAAUGGGAGCAACUAACAGACCACAGGAGCUUGAUGAUGCUGUUCUCAGACGAUUCACCAAAAGAGUAUAUGUAUCAUUGCCCAAUGAAGAGAAUCGACUGCUUUUACUAAAAAAUCUCUUGAGCAAACAAGGAAAUCCAUUAACCCAAAAGGAAUUGGCACAGUUAGCUAGAAUGACAGAUGGAUAUUCAGGUAGUGACUUAACAGCAUUGGCAAAAGAUGCAGCGUUGGGCCCUAUACGAGAAUUAAAACCUGAGCAGGUGAAGAACAUGUCUGCUAGUGAGAUGAGAAAUAUUCGCCUGUCGGAUUUCAAUGAGUCUUUGAAAAAAAUAAAAUGCAGCCUUAGCCCUCAAACCCUAGAAGCUUACAUUCGCUGGAACAAAGCCUUUGGAGACACUACAGUGUGAUCAAAGAACUUUAUCAAACAAGGGGAGAUUGUUGUCAGCAAGGGACAGCUGAUUCAAACUAAUGCUGACUGUUUGCAAGACAUCAGCAGUAUCUGCACUAAAAGGCAAGACUGAUUUGUAAUAGUUGAUGAUAAGCUCCCUAAAUUUAAUACUAGGAUUUAUACCCAACAAACUAUGAGAGCACAGUAAAACGGGGAAGAGAAUUCUACCAAAUGAAUGAUGGGAAAAAUAUACUUUGUGUCCUUUUUUUGGUAUUUUCUAAAAGUUGCUCAUGAUAUUUACUUUUGUUGUGUUUUUCUUAAUCACUAAGCCUUGUUUCAGUUUCUUGUGUAUGGAUAAUGUGCCAAAUUAAACAUAAACCCAUAUGCCUAAGAAUAUUAUUUUGAAAAAUCCACAAUAUAAAGCAUCUAUGUAGUCUGUUUUUUCUCUUUGUGAAGUCCCAGAGUCAAUAUAGUAGUACAACAAAUUGGUAUGCCAAAUUGGUUAAAGUUAUCAAUUUUUCCCUGCAGGAGUUUUCCAGUACAUUUAUAAAUAUCCAUAGUAGCAUCUUGUUUUUGAAUCAUAGUCCAAAUGUGAAAUAGUAUUAAUUUAAAUCAAUGACAGAUUUUUCCUUCAGUGCUAGUUUUUGUGACCACAAUGACCAAGAGCCAGGCAAUUUUCCAUUCUGGUGAUUUUCUAAGAUAUGCAAGUGAUCAUAGCUGUAAUUACUUGUUUAAUUGGCCUUCUAUAUCCACCUGCAUUUCAAUUUAUAGUUAUACAACCAUUUAAAUUUUUUUUUAUUAAAUGACUUGUAAUAUAAUGGGCUUUUAAUAUUAAAGGAACAGAUGGGUUUACUUCUCUGUCUAAUAUGAUUGGUGUUUACAAAAUGAAUAAUUUAUUCAAUUGUAUGUUUGCUAUAAUACAAAGGGUAUGAAUUAGAUACAUGAGUAAAGACUAAUUCAUUUUUUACAAUUUAGUAGUCGUGCAAAAAGGAUAGAAAAACAGAGACAGAAGAGUAACAUUUCUGUUAAAAUGUUAUCAUUGGUUUUUGAAAGGUACUUUUGAACUUGAAGCAGGAUUUUAUGAACUUUAUUUAAAUUUUAUUUGAUAAUACAUACUAUUUGCAAAUCAACAAUACUCCUAAUCUUAAAUUAAGGUUUUCUCAUGUCUAGAGAUCUUUUCAGUUGCUAUCUUAUAGAAGAAAUUAUGCCUAUGUGCAAAGGCAAAUCUAAAAAAAUAAUAUAUUGUUCAAUUAACAGCUGUUACUAAAUCUUUGUAUGAAGAUAAACCAUCACAGGUUUAUUUAAAACGCACUAAAAUAUAUUACUUGGCUCUUACAGCUUGAUUAAACAUGGCAAGUAUUUUAAUAUCGAAAACCAAUAGUACAUUAAUUGUGAUUUAUCUUUCUUUGACAAUUCGGAAAUCUAGGUUGCAUACUAUUGUGGAUACUCUUUAAUAUACUUCUCUCUUUUCUUCCAAUUUUCUUACACGUAAAGUGUGUGUGUGGGUAUGUACAGAUGUAUGUCUCCAACUUCAACAAAUAUUUGUAAGAUGUACCUAUUAUGGAAUAAAUUUAAAGUCUCUUUUCCUGUUUUAUCUUUGAAAUAAUUUCAAGACCAUAUUGAUGCAUCUGAAUACAGAAAUACUGCAUAGCAUAAACAUUCUUGCUAAAGGUAAAUGGUAAAGAUGUUUGUUACAUCUUUAAAGGACAUUUCUGAAAGACUGACGACACUAGCUACUCCUGUACAUUUCAACUCUUCAUACUGGUACAGUAUACAAUAAAGUCAUUAUACAGUCUUAUUUAAAGUUGUAUUAGUUUUAAUCCCUGAACAAAUUAUACUUGCCUAAAGCUGCCUGAUCACUUAACUCUUCAUUCUAAAAUUGGAUAAUCUAAUCCAAGGACAUUGAACAUUUUAUUUGUUCCCCUGAUGUAGUAAACCUUGUGGUUGUCUGAAGUCUCAAUUAAAAUU
Notechis scutatus (mainland tiger snake) is the source of this 4039-nucleotide messenger RNA. It is a transcript of the gene SPAST, whose product is annotated as spastin. Gene Ontology annotation, cellular component: microtubule cytoskeleton. Gene Ontology annotation, molecular function: ATP binding; microtubule severing ATPase activity; ATP hydrolysis activity. NCBI's taxonomy places the organism in Eukaryota, Metazoa, Chordata, Lepidosauria, Squamata, Elapidae. The record is from RefSeq and is a predicted model, not a curated record.